Messenger RNA from Pleuronectes platessa (European plaice), 16217 nucleotides. RefSeq names its product FAT atypical cadherin 3a (gene fat3a). The transcript has 28 exons. Gene Ontology annotation, biological process: homophilic cell-cell adhesion. Lineage: Eukaryota; Metazoa; Chordata; Actinopteri; Pleuronectiformes; Pleuronectidae. Gene Ontology annotation, cellular component: plasma membrane; catenin complex. Bases 245 to 14056 code for a protein of 4603 amino acids. The record is from RefSeq and is a predicted model, not a curated record. Gene Ontology annotation, molecular function: cadherin binding; calcium ion binding.
GUCACUCAGCAGUGAGCGCUCCGUCCGUGUCUGUGGCGGCUCUGCUGGUGUGGAUGGUACUGAGCGGGACGGACAUUUUGACCGAGACAUUCAUCAGCAGGAUCGCGUGAGUCCCGAUGGAGAAACGUGGACGAAGUUAGUGCUACGCAGAAAAACGUGCGGUGUCGACAGUUCCCACAGUCGGUGAUGCGUUUUGGUUUUUCCUCCGCAAGACACAGUGGGACAAGGAUUGAGUGACGAUGGGAUGGAUGUGAAUAUGUGCCAGUGGGCAGGUAUGCGAGCCCCUCUCCUCGGCCUGGCCCUGCUGCUGUUGCUUUUAAAACUACCACUCUCCUGCAGCCAGAGCACACAGGGGGCUCCUCAGGAUGGACAUAAUUUUGGCUUUACUCACGCUGUCUACCAUGCUACAGUCUAUGAAAACUCAGCUGCACGCACCUUUGCCAACAGUAAAGUUAAAAUGGGCAUCCACCUGGCUCAGCACUCCUGGGAGGUCCGCUUCAGAAUCACUUUAGGUGAUGAUGAAGGGCUUUUCAAAGCAGAGGAGUUUGUGCUUGGGGAUUUCUGCUUCUUACGCAUAAGGACUAAAGGUGGCAAUGCAGCCAUCUUAAACCGAGAGAUUCAGGAUAAUUAUGUAUUGACAGUGAAAGCCUCUGUCAAGGGAGAAGCUUUCCUUGAGACCUGGACUAAAGUCAGCAUCCAAGUCUUGGAUAUGAAUGACCUCCGACCCUUGUUCUCACCCACUACUUAUUCAGUUACCAUAGCGGAGAGCACACCUCUCAGGACGAGCAUAGCACAAGUUACUGCCACAGAUGCAGAUAUUGGCUCCAAUGGGGAGUUUUACUAUUUUUUCAAGGAGAGAAUGGAAUUGUUUGCUGUACACCCAACCAGUGGAGUGGUUUCUCUCAGUGGAAAGCUAAAUGUUGAUGAGCAAAAUCGGUACGAUUUAGAAAUUCUUGCAGUGGACCGCGGAAUGAAGCUCUAUGGAAAUAAUGGUGUCAGCAGCACAGCCAAGCUUUUUGUUCAUGUAGAACGCGUGAAUGAGCAUGCCCCAGUGAUGAAUGUGGUCACCCACAGUCCCACAUGGCUUGAUAAAAACCCUGUAUAUGCCAUAGUCACUGUUGAAGACCUAGAUGAAGGUAUAAAUGGAGAAAUAGACUCAGUGGAUAUUGUAGGCGGAGACCCCUCAGAGCAGUUUUUCAUAGAAAGAUGUGAGGAAGGAGAAUUUGCAAUAAAAGCCUCGGAGUCAGUACAAUGGGAGAUAUAUCCUUAUGGAUGUAACCUCACUUUGCAAGCUAAAGACAGGGGAGCCCCACAGAAGAUCUCUGCUGUCAAGGUUGUCCAUAUUAUCCUCAAGAAACGGCAGACAGGGGAAGCUAAGUUUGAAAAGGAGUUUUAUGAAGUUUGUCUGAAUGAAAUUUCACCACCAGGAACAAUUGUAGAAGUUGUUAAAAUUAAACCAGAGCCUGAUGAUGCAGAAUAUAUCCUGGCACCUUCUCCAAAUUCAGCUUUCUUUCAAAUGAACGCCCUAACAGGUGUCAUAUCCACCACUACCUGGCUCACUCAGGGGACCCAAGAUGUCAUUAGUCUUGAGGUAUUGGAAAUAGGUAGUGAGCUUAAAGUUAAAGUGCGUGUGACAAUUGAGGAUGCAAAUGAUAACACACCAACAUUCGAUCAGUCUUCUUAUGAGAUUUUUGUGAAUGAAAGUGUACAAGUUGGGACCGAUGUAUUAACAGUUUUUGCAGUAGACGAGGAUAAAGGAGAAAAUGGAUACAUUACUUACAGUAUUUCUAGCCUUCUGCCAUUACCUUUCAAAAUCAAUCAGUUUUCUGGUAUCAUUAGAACCACUAAAGAGCUGGACUUUGAAUCCUCACCAGAGAGCUUUGUGUUUGUGGUUAGAGCAUCUGACUGGGGCUUGCCUUAUAGGCGAGAGAGUGAAGUCAAUGUAACAAUCCACCUCGAAAAUGUUAAUGAUAACAAGCCAUUGUUUGAGAAUGUAGCAUGCCAGGGGGUGAUCUUGAGGGAUUUUCCAGUGGAGGCAGUGAUCACCACAAUGUCAGCGAUUGAUAUAGAUGAGUUAGAGCUAGUGAAAUAUAAAAUAAUUUCAGGGAACGAAUUGGGUUACUUUGACCUGAACCCAGAUUCAGGGGUCCUUGCACUGCGACGUCCCCUUGUGACAGCUAGUCCAAAGAACAGCGUCUUCAGUCUAAAAAUAACAGCCACAGAUGGUGAGAACUUUUCUGAUCCUAUGUUUGUUAACAUAUCUGUUGUUCAAGGAAAAUCUCCUCCAACAGGUUUUAACUGUGAAGAGACAAGGGUAGCCCAAAAGUUAGCAGAGAAGUUACUUAAAAAGUCCAAAGCUAGCACCAAGCCCAAAAUUGAAGAAGGUUUUAUUGACCUUUUCUCUGUCAAUCGCCAAACACCCCGAUUUGAUAAAACUUUUCCUAGAGAUAUAGCUGUGCGGGAAGAUCAGAAGAUUGGCUCGAGUGUUUUCAAGGUGAAUGCCUACGAUGGUGACACAGGCUUCAAUGGUCAGAUUCUUUACUCCAUUUCAGAUGGAAACACUGAUAGCUGUUUUAACAUUGACAUGGAAACCGGCCUCAUCAGUGUCUUUCUGCCCAUAGAUAGGGAAAAGAGAGAUCGCUAUCUCCUCAACUUAACAAUCUUUGACCUUGGCCUGCCACGGAAAACUGCCUGGCGAUUGCUUAGUGUCUACAUAGAAGAUGCUAAUGAUAAUGCGCCUCAGUUUUUGCAAGAAGGAGGCUAUAAAAUUGUCAUACCUGAAAAUACUGCCAUAGGCACAGAAGUCAUCCAGGUUGAGGCCACUGACAAAGAUCUUGGACCCAAUGGGGAAAUUGUAUAUUCCGUUUUGACCAUCACCACCCAGUUUAGUAUAAACUCCACUAAUGGGAUAGUAUAUGUUGCUGGCCAACUAGACAGGGAGUUUACUUCUUCUUUUAAUCUGAAAAUUGAGGCUCGGGACAGGGCAGAUAAAGGGAGUCAGAGGUUAUCUGUCACAAGUUUAAAGAUCAUACUGGAGGAUGUGAAUGACUGUCCCCCACAAUUCAUCCCCAAUGUGUACAAAGCCAAGGCUCUGGAAGAUCUUCCAGUCGGUACGGUUGUGGCAUGGUUAGAGACAUUGGAUCCAGAUCUGGGUUUGGGAGGCCAGGUCAGGUACUCUUUAGCCAAUAACUAUAAUGGCUGGUUUGAGGUAGACAGGGCCAGCGGGGCUAUUCGGCUGACAAAAGAGCUUGACUAUGAGAUUCAACAGUUUUACAACCUUACUGUGAAGGCCAAAGAUAAGGGAAGGCCUGUUUCUCUUCUCUCUGUCACAUUCGUUGAGGUGGAAGUGGUAGAUGUAAAUGAAAACCUCUACGCUCCAUACUUUUCCCAAUUUGCCUUGACAGCAUUAGUUAAAGAGAAUGACCGCAUUGGAACUACCCUACUCAGAGUCACCGCUAAUGAUGACGACAAUGGCAGAGAUGGAGAAAUCCGGUAUUCUAUUCGUGAUGGGAGUGGGCUUGGACGGUUUGCCAUUGAUGAAGAGACAGGAAUGAUCUACACUACUGAUGUGCUUGACCGAGAGACCAAGGAUUCGUAUUGGCUAACUGUGUAUGCCAGCGACCAUGGCGUGAUUCCCCAGUUCACUACUAUCGAGGUGUUCGUCCAGGUGGAGGAUAUUAAUGACAAUGCCCCACUGACCUCAGAGCCACUGUACAGACGCUCAGUGCCUGAGAACUCUCCACGUGAUGUUUCUGUAAUCCAGAUUCAAGCCCAGGACCCUGAUACCACGCCUCCCGCUGCUGUUGACAGGCUUAACUACCGUAUAAUCAGUGGAAAUCCACAGAACUUCUUCAUCAUCAACGGCCGCACCGGUCUGAUCACCACAACCUCAAGGAAACUGGACCGUGAACAACAAACAGAGCAUGUUUUGGAGGUGUUGGUGUCAGAUGGGGGUCCUAGUCCCAGACAGACUACAGUGUGGGUGAUGGUUCAGGUCCUGGAUGAAAAUGACCACAAGCCCACUUUUCCAGAGAAGGUCUACCAGGUCAAACUCCCAGAGAGAGAGCGGAAGAAAAAGGGUGAGCCCAUAUAUCGGGUGUUUGCCUACGACCGUGAUGAGGGGCCCAACAGCGACAUCUCCUACAGCAUUGUGGAUGGCAACGAGGAUGGGAAGUUCUUCAUCGACCCCAAAACAGCAGUGGUAUCAUCACGCAAGGCUUUCACUGCCGGGAACUACGACAUCCUAACUAUCAAAGCAACAGACAAUGGGCGUCCUCAGAAGUCCUCUACAGCUCGCCUGCACAUUGAGUGGGUCCGUCGACCUACUCCUUCGACUCUACCACUGCUCUUUGAUGAUCCAUUUUACAACUUCACUGUCAUGGAAAAUGAUAAGGUGGCUGAGAUCGUUGGUGUGGUGUCCUUGCAGAGGAGCUCUGCCCACUUAUGGUUUGACAUUACAGGUGGGAAUAGCGACAGUGUAUUUGAUGUGGAGAAGUCUGUGGGCACUAUUAUCAUCGCCAAGCCUCUGGAUGCUGAACAGCGCUCCUUCUUCAAUCUGACAGUGCAAGCCACAGAUGGCACCAACAAUGCAUACACACAGGUUCACAUCAUUGUCAUGGACACCAAUGACAAUGCUCCCAUUUUCUCCCAAUCAACCUAUGAUGUCACUAUUUCUGAAGAUACACCACCAGACUCUGAGGUGGUCCAGGUUUUGGCAUCUGACCGUGAUGAGCAUCAUCAGCUGACCUAUACACUACAGAGCUCCAUCGACCCCAGCAGCAUGCGUCUGUUCCGCAUCCACCCUACUGUGGGCACCAUCUACACUGCUCAGAGGCUGGAUCAUGAGGCCUGCGCCCAGCACAUCCUGACUGUUGUUGUAAAGGACCAAGAGUUCCCCUACAGAAAGAACCUGGCUCGUGUGCUAAUAGAGGUGGAAGAUAUAAAUGACCAUGUACCCAUCUUUACUAGUGCUUUAUAUGAAGGCCAAGUUUAUGAGUCUGCAGCAGUGGGAUCAGGUGUGGUGCAGGUCACUGCUCUUGACAAAGACAAAGGAGAGAACGCAGAGCUACACUACUCCAUUGAAGCAGGGAACACUGGAAAUGCAUUCAAUAUUGAGUCCGUUUUGGGUAUCAUCACUGUUGCACAUGACCUGGAUUUGUCCAGCAUAGGCCAUUAUGUUCUCACUGUCAGAGUCACUGACAAUGGCUCCCCUCCCCUAUCCACCACCACUAUUGUGCGUAUUGCUGUCACCCUCUCUGACAAUGCUGGCCCAAAGUUCCCUCAGCCUGAGUACCAAGCUGAAAUCACAGAAAAUGCAUUGAUUGGGACCUCUGUAACCACCGUCAGUGCUGUAAGCCAGUCCACCUUAACUUAUGACAUCAAGCAAGGUAACAAAGACCGUAUUUUUCAGAUUAAUCAAUACAGUGGUGUGAUUACUAUUCAAAGGCCUCUAGACUUUGAGACCACAGCAUCUUAUACUCUGAUAGUCCGGGCUACCAACAUGGCUGGCAUGGCCUCCAAUGCUACUCUGUUAAUUCAGGUCGUGGAUGAAAAUGACAACCCGCCAGUGUUCCAGCUGCUCCAUUAUCGUGGUAGCAUCAGCGAGGCAGCACCAGUGAACAGUGUGGUAUGGGACUCAGAUGACUCACCUCUCGUAAUAAAGGCCACAGAUGCUGACCGUAGCCAAAAUGCUCUGUUAGUCUACCAGAUUGUUGAGGAUACAGCAAAAAUGUUCUUCACAGUAGACUCAGGGACUGGCUCCAUUAGAACCAUUGCUAAUCUAGACCAUGAGACAUUUUCCAAUUUUUACUUCCAUGUCCAUGUGAGGGAUAACGGUAGGCCACAGUUGACGGCAGACAGUCCAACUGAAGUAACAAUACAAGUGAUUGACACAAAUGAUUCACCACCUCGUUUUACCCAGAAUGCCUAUGAAACAGUCCUGCUACUUCCCACCUUUGUGGGAGUAGAAGCUUUGCAGGUUUCAGCUGUAGACCCUGAUAAAGGUGUUUUCGCAGAGCUUACCUACUCUCUGACUGAUGAUGUACGUGAUUACCUUGCCAUUAAACCUUCAAGUGGAGUCAUCAUUGUCAAAAACAAUAACUUCACCAAAGAAUAUUUCCGCUUUAGUGUCAAAGUUUCAGAUGGUAAAUUCUACAGCAUGGCUUUGGUGACCAUUCUUGUCCAAGAAGCUCUGGAUUCUGGCCUCAUCUUCACCCAUAGUCUUUACUCUGCCUCUAUUCAGGAGAAUGUGUCAAACGUCACCCAAGUUUCUGUGGUUAAUGCCGUGGGGAACCAUCUAAAUGAACCUUUGAAGUACACCUUAUUGAAUUCUGGUACACGCUUUAAAAUUCGUCCGACUUCUGGUGUUAUCCAAACCACAGGAAUACCCUUCGACCGUGAAGAGCAAGAGUUUUAUGAACUGGUUGUUGAGGCAAGAAGGGAGUAUGACCAUCUGCAUGUGGCUAGAGUUAUGGUUAGAGUCCAAGUUGAGGACAUAAAUGAUAAUACUCCUGUGUUUGUUGGACUUCCUUAUUAUGCAGCUGUUCAAGUAGAAGCUGAGCCAAGAUCACCUGUUUUCAGCGUAAUGGCAGUAGACGGUGACAAAGGAAUUAAUGGAGAGAUAUCUUACUAUCUUCAAGAUGACCAUGGUCACUUUGAGAUCAACCAACAGACAGGUGUUCUCAGCCUUAGGAGAGCCUUUGAAUCCGAUCUGUCUAUUGUUGAAUACCAAAUGGUGAUAAAUGCCAGAGAUGGUGGUUAUCCACCUCUCUCAUCUACUAUAGAGUUCCCCAUCACUGUAGUCAACAAGGCAAUGCCUGUCUUUGACAGAUCAUUUUAUUCUGUUUCUGUUAAUGAGGAUGUAGCUUUGCACACACCUAUCAUGGGCAUCAAUGCCACUAGCCCUGAAGGUCAAAACAUCAUCUACACUAUUGUUGAUGGAGAUCGAUCUCUUCAGUUUGACAUUGGUUUUGAUACUGGAGUCAUUAGUGUCAUCCACUUUUUGGACUAUGAAGCAGCAUCAUCUUACCACCUGACCAUCAGAGCCACAGACUAUCUUACUGGUGCUCGUACAGAGGUUGAUGUUGAUGUGAUUGUCCAGGAUGUUAAUGACAAUCCGCCUAUCUUCCAGAAAAUGUCCUACAGGGUAGUUUUGUCUGAAACAGCCAUGAUUGGAACCCCAGCCCUUCAAGUUAUUGCCACUGAUAAAGACUCAGAGAAGAACAAUGUUGUCCGCUACCAGAUCUUCUCAGAUGCACAUAACAGCACAGAUUACUUUCACAUAGAUAGUAGCAGUGGAUUAAUCCUCACAGCACGUAUGCUAGAUCAUGAACUACUCCAGAAGUAUGACUUUAUUGUCAGGGGCACUGAUAAUGGCUUCCCACCACUUAGUAGUGAAGUAUGUGUCACAGUUAUAGUAAAUGAUAUGAAUGAUAAUCCUCCAUUUUUCAAUCAGUUACUCUAUGAGGCAUAUGUGAAUGAAUUAGCACCAAGGGGCCAUUUUGUAGCCUGUGUCCAGGCCUCAGAUGCUGACAGUUCAGAUUGGGAAAAACUGGAUUACAGCAUUUUGUCAGGAAAUGAAAGGAUGAACUUUGUAAUGGACAAAAAGACAGGAAUCCUCACGUUGUCUAAUCACCGGAAGCAAAGAAUGGAGCCUGCAUACAGUCUCAAUGUUUCAGUGUCUGAUGGAGUAUUCACCAGCACUGCACAGCUUCAUAUUAAGAUGUUGGAAGCCAACCUGUACAGUCCAGUGUUUGGACACAAUCUGUAUGAGGCGGAGUUAAGAGAGAAUGCUGCAGUAGGAACCAAAGUUAUACAGGUUAAAGCAACAGAUGCAGAUCCCGGAGUGUUCGGCCACUUCACUUAUUCCUUUGUUAAUGAUGUGGGAAAGGACCAGUUCAGCAUUGAUGCAAAUGGUCAGAUCACCACUUCAGAAAAGCUUGAUCGUGAGGACCCAGCCAACAAGAACAUCAUUUUGACAGUGGUAGCCCGGGACUCUGGUGGACUUGACUCCUAUUGUACAGUACAAGUUACUCUUUUGGAUGAUAAUGAUAAUGUACCUCGCUUCCGUGCCACUGAGUACAGAGCUUCAGUCAAAUCUGAUGUUGCUACAGGAUUUUUGGUGACACAGAUCCAGGCCUAUGACCCUGAUGAUGGCACUAACGCCAAAGUUACAUACUCACUUUACAGUGAGGCACAUGUCUCAGUGGUAGACAUUUUGGAAAUAGACCCAGACAAUGGUUGGAUGGUGACCAAAGGCAGCUUCAGUCACUUGAGGAACUCUGUAUUAUCUUUUUUUGUGAAAGCUGUGGAUGGAGGACAUCCAGUCAGACACUCUUUAGUGUCUGUCUACAUCCAUGUUCUUUCUCCAGAUUCUUUAAUUCCUUACUUUAGCCAACAUCAAUAUUCAUUUGGCGUGCCAGAGGAUACUCCCAUAGGGUCAACCAUAGGGAUGGUGCGACUCAAUACUCAUCCUGGAUAUGCUUUGGUCUCUGGAAAUUUUGCCCUGGUUAAUGGAGAGACUGGAGAAAACAACCAAGACGGAGUAUUUGUGGUGGAUAAGGACACUGGUGUGAUCAAGCUUGAUAAGUCCUUGGACUAUGAGGUCAUCAAAGGAUACCACUUCAAAAUCACUACCACUGUAAAACAGGCAAAGCUUGAUUCUGUGACUUCUGUUGAUGUGGAAAUCAAAGUAUUUGAUCUAAAUGACAACAAACCAGCCUUUGAAGCUAACUCAUAUGAGGCCACAGUAAUGGAGGGCAUGUUAAUUGGAACCAAAAUCAUUCAGGUGCAAUCAGUAGACCCAGACUCAGGGGCAAAUGGCCAGGUAACAUACAGUCUUGGGGCAUUAAUUCAGUCAGGAGGAGAUUCAGACACACUGGUUGACACUUUUAGUAUUGACAGCAACACAGGCUGGAUCUCAACAUGCAAAAACCUGGACCAUGAAACCGAUUCAUCUUACACAUUCACAGUUGUGGCCUCAGACCUUGGGGAAACUUUGUCUCUUUCCAGUACCACUACUGUGACAGUGGCAGUGGCAGACAUCAAUGACAACCCACCGAGGUUUCUGGAGCAGCAUUACUUUAGUUCAGUUCAGGAGAGUGACCAUCCAGGAGAGGUGGUAGCUGUGCUGAACACUAGAGAUGAUGACAGCUCUGCUCUUAACCGGCAAGUCAGCUACCACAUCACUGGUGGAAACUAUCGGGGCGUGUUUGCUCUGGGCCUGGUUCAGGGUGAAUGGAAGAUGUAUGUGAAGAGACUGCUAGACAGGGAGGAGCACAACCUCUACAUCAUCAAUGUCACUGCAAGCGACGGACUCUUUGUCUCCCAGGCAACCUUCGAAAUUACAGUUUUAGACACAAAUGACAACAGCCCCGUCUGUGACCAGGUUGUGUACACUGCUUCCUUUCCAGAGGACCUCCCAGUCAACAGUGUGCUGCUGAGGGUUGGAGCUACAGAUGCGGAUUUGGGUGUCAGUGGAUGGGUCCAGUACUCCUUACAUGGUCCUGGCUCCCAGGAUUUCAGCAUGAACCCAGACACUGGUGAGCUCAAGUCAUCUGUGACUCUGGACCAUGAGAUGAUGCCCAGCUAUCGCCUGAUUGCCCAGGCAACUGAUGGUGGUGGAAAAUGGUGUCGUUCUAAGGUGCAGCUGGUAGUGACAGAUGUGAACGACAACCCCCCAAUCUUUACCCUGUCACAUUACACUGCCAGCAUCUAUGAAGAUACUGCCAACAAAGCCCUGCUCACCCGUAUCCAGGCUAUUGACCCUGAUGAAGAAGGUCCAGGCCGGAUGGUGGCCUAUUCCCUGGUUGACUCUGCUGGAGGCUCCUUCUCCAUCGAUAAAUCCUCAGGCAUUGUUGUCCUGGAACGGGUUCUCGACCGUGAGGUCCAGUCAGCUUAUCAGAUUACAGUCCUUGCUUCAGACCAGGGUUCACCGCUGCCUCUCUCUUCAUUGGUCAAUGUGACGAUCACCGUGCUUGACAUCAAUGACAACCCUCCUGUUUUUGAGCGCCGGGACCAGAUGGUAACAGUGCUGGAGGAUGUGGGAGUAGGCACUGAAGUUCUGAGAGUUUAUGCUGCAAGCAAGGACAUCGGAACCAAUGCUGAAAUCACUUACAGUAUCCGAUCAGGCAACGAGCACGGGAAGUUCCACAUCCACCCACUGACUGGUGCCAUUUUAAUUGCCCAAUCUCUGGACUACGAGACCUGCAGGGACUACUUCCUGACGGUGGAAGCUCGUGAUGGUGGCACACCGCCACUGAGUGCAAUUUCUACAGUGAACAUAAACCUGACAGAUGUCAACGAUAAUGCACCCAUGUUUAACCAUGAUGUCUAUAGUGCAGUGGUGUCCGAGGAUGCCAACAUUGGAGAAUCUGUAGUCCAGCUAUUAGCAGAGGAUGCGGACAGUCAACUGAAUGGAGCCAUCCUCUACUCCAUUGUAAGUGGAGACAGAGACAACCAGUUCUUCAUUGACCCACUCAGUGGGGUCAUCAAGGUCAACAAGCAACUGGACCAUGAGACAGUUUCCAGCUACUCAUUGGCUAUCAGAGCUCUGGAUAGUGGAAUCCCACCCAUGUCCUCCAACGUGAUGGUCAACAUAGAUAUCUCUGACAUCAACGACAACCCGCCCACCUUUUCCCCGGCCAACCUCUCUACUGUAAUACAGGAAAACAAGCCAAUUGGCACCACCAUCCUACAGUUAUCUGUAAUUGAUCAGGACUCCUCCCACAAUGGCCCUCCCUUUGACUUCUGCGUCCUGUCAGGAAAUGAUGGUGAAGAGUUUGUCCUCGAGAAGGAUGGAACACUGGUGACCAAUCAAGUGUUCAGAAGAGACCUGGCAACUGAAUAUAGUAUUCAGAUACAGGCGAAGGACUCUGGGAAACCUCGCCUGUCCUCCUCCUCCAUGCUGAAGGUCAGGGUAAUUGAGGAGAGUCUUCACCGCCCAGUGGCAUUACCACUCGAGAUUCAUAUCAUCACUAUGGAGGACGAGUUUCCUGGUGGUGUGAUUGGCCAGCUGCACGCCACUGAUGCUGACCCUUAUGAUGCUCUGACCUUUGGCCAUUCUCCCCCAGCCCAGCGCAGUCUCUUUAAGAUCAGUCCUCGAGAUGGGAAAAUAAUUGCUCUGGGUGGGUUGGAUGCAGGCAGGUACUCCCUUAAUGCAAGUGUUAGUGAUGGCCGCUUUGCCGUGCCUGUGCCUGUGAGUGUGCACGUGGAACAGGCAACACCAGAGAUGCUGCGCGAGGCAGUGACAGUGCGUUUUGAAAGUGUGGCACCACAAGACUUUGUGGCAUUGCACCUGAAGAGUGUGUUGAAGGUGCUUCAACGGGCGGCUGCAUCACAGCAGCAAGACAUGCUGCACCUUCUCAGUCUGCAGCCAGUUGGUGGGACGCAACAACUGGACUUGCUUGUCGCAGUUGAAACAGUGGGGGGUGGCUACUACAAGGCGGCCUACCUCACCCAGAAACUGAGUGCAUUGAGGCGUCAGCUGGAAGAGGUCCUCAGAGUGUCGGCAAUCCUAGAUAAAAACUGCUCAGGGCUGGAGUGUCGCGGGGCUCAGUGUGAACAGAGUAUCAUCCUGGACUCACACAACCUGGCCACAUACAGCACACCACGGGUCAGCUUUGUCUCACCACGCUUUCAACGGACCUCGCGCUGUACAUGCAGUGAUGCCACCUGUGCUGUGCUGACAGAACAAUGUGAGGACCAGCCUUGUCCAGCAGACAUGCAGUGUGUUUCUGUUGAGAAUACCAGAGGGCGAUAUGCGUGCCAGUGUCCACCAGGCAAACUUGGAGAGUGUGCAGGUCAUUCGUCUCUGAGCUUCUCAGGUAACAGCUACAUCAAGUACAAACUGUCUGACCGGCUGCAGACAGAGCUGAAGCUUAGCCUGAGGAUCAGAACACUGCAGAGCCGAGGAAUCAUCAUGUACUCACACACAGAGCCCUGCACUGUGCUCAGGUUGGAGGAGGGGAAGCUUUGGUUCCAGCUGGCCUGUGGCUUUGGCAGUGAUGGAGGUGGAGGUGGUGACAGUCACAACAUGUUGGGGAUCUCUGGCCGCCGUAUCAGCGACGGCAGCUGGCACACUGUGGCACUGGAGCUGAACCGCAACUUCAGCAGCCUGGCGCUGGAUGACAGCUAUGUUGAGCAACGCGGGGGACCACCGUUCAUACAACCACUCUCUCCAGAUAGAACCAUCUACUUUGGAGCCCUGGUGCAGCAUCCAAACUCUCGCAGCCUCCUGGACUCCCAGAAGGACCCGCGGGUCAUUGAGGGUUUCCAGGGUUGCUUGGACUCGGUCAUGCUGAACAACAAUGAGCUGCCGCUGCAGAACAAGCGCUCUCGCUACGCAGAGGUGGUGGGACUGACUGAGCUGAAGCUGGGCUGCAUCCUCCACCCUGACGCCUGCCUGCAGCAGCCCUGUCGCAAUGGAGCCACUUGCACCAGCCUGCCCUCUGGUGGUUUCUCAUGCAGUUGUAACCCCCUCUACACUGGAGAGCACUGUGAGAUGGAGAUAACGGCCUGUGUUCCCAACCUAUGUCAGAACAGUGGUGUGUGUAAACCCAUUGGCAAUGCUUUCCUCUGCAGCUGCAGAAGAGGCUUCAGAGGCUUAACCUGUGAGGAAGAUGUGAACGAAUGUGACCGCAGCAAUCCAGAGGGCGAGUGUGAGAAUGGUGGCAUCUGCGUCAACACUCAUGGGUCUUUCUACUGUAACUGCACGGCAGGCUUCGUGGGGCAGCGCUGCGGACUGCGCCCCGUCGUCGUCCCCAACAUGCAGGCUGGUCCGACUGUGGUCGGUAAAGAGGAGCUGAUUGGCAUCGCUGUUGUUCUUUUUGUCAUCAUCAUCCUUAUCAUCCUCUUCAUCGCUUUCCGAAAGAAGGUUUUCCAGAAGAACUAUUCAAGGAACAACCUGUCUCUGGUCCAGGACCCAGCCACUGCAGCACUCCUCAACAAAGCCAAUGGUGUUCAGUUUAAGACCUUACACUGCUCACCCGGAGACCCACUGAACCUGUACUCAGAGUCAGGGCUCGGGUCCACCGUGUUGGGGGAGGGUGGGAUGAUUGGACCCCCACAGGUUCCUGUGAGGCCCAUGGCGUACACACCAUGUUUCCAAGGAGACCCACGCUCGACGUUGGAGAAGAUGGUGGAUGGGUGUUGUGUGGAGCAUACAGAGAUGAGCACUUUUCACCUGGAAACCCCAAGGAUUCUUUCAGGAACCACCAGGAGGGGGGUGGUGGUGUGCAGUGUGGCCCCGAACCUGCCGCCAGUGUCACCCUGUCGCUCAGACUGUGACUCCAUACACAAGAGCCCAUGGGACAGUGAUGAGGGUAAAAUGGUUGACAUGGCUGAAGAAUUAACGUGUUUCUCAGGGAGCAACAAAGGCAGUAACUCAGAGGUCCAAUCACUGAGCUCCUUCCAGUCUGACUCAUGUGAUGACAAUGCAUAUCACUGGGACACAUCAGACUGGAUGCCAAGCACCAGGCUGUCAGACAUUGAAGAGGUGCCAAGCUAUGAGACCGGUCCUGGCAGCGAAGUAGCAGGUUCAGUGCCCCGACUUGAAGGAAGCACACGUGAAUUGGAGUCAGACUACUACCUGGGGGGCUACGACAUUGACAGUGACUACCCACCUCCUCAUGAAGAGUUCUUGAGCCAGGACCAGCUGCCACCUCCGCUGCCCACAGGUGAGGACUAUCCAGAGCCCUACGCACCACUGCCCACCAAUCCACCAGCCUCCAAGGAGAGCACCCUGAGCUCUGGAGGCACUGGGCUUCAGCAUUCCAGGCCACACUUCCAUCCCAGUCAGUACCUACCUCCUCACCAGCUACCCGUUGGGGAGACAUCUCAUGGGAACUUUAGCGCUUGUGGUGUAACCCCAGGAAAUGGGGACACUGAUGACUCAGUAUCACCAAAUAUGCGACUAUCUGUUGGAGCAUCAUCAGCCUCAGACAUGUCAGCUCCCUGUGGGCUCGAUGAUUCUGAACAUGGCAGUGACUUUGAUAGUAUGGACGAGCUUCGUCGAGGGGUGACCAUCAUCACUGACUCACAGCAGCAGACUGAGGUGUGAUUUAUAGAAUGGGUCAGAAGGAGCAUAAGAUUACGGUGGAUGUAAGGAGAUGCAGAAGUGGAUGUUAUCACAGGUGAAGACAUGCUUUGUCAGCAACACUAGGUACUGCUACAACCACAUUCUGGAAGAAUAAUAUUGAGAUCACAAACUUAAAACUGCCUUUUACUUGUUCAGGCAACCCAUUCCAGAGAUGUAAAUGGUGUACGAUACCAAGAACGACUUAUUGACUGUGUGUCAAAUCUUUUAAAAAACUAUCCUUUUUCAAUUGGGAGUCAAUUGUCAUGUGAGAAAAAUGGUAUUGAGAAAGUGAAUGAGAAAGACAAAUCCAAAAGAGGUUGAGAAACAUUGAAAGAAGAGAAAGGACAAUCAUGAAAGUGAAAGGGUUGUUUAGUUCCCUGCUCCUCCACAGAAGCCCAGCGGACCAUUUUUUUUCCAAAAAAACAAACAAACAAAGAACAACACAAUUUCCAUUUUCCCUCUUGGAUUUGUAACCUGUUGUGGUGAUCCAAGCUUGUACAGACUUGUAAAAUAGAAUGACCUUACAGGGGAAUAAGUAUGAAACAAUGUUCUGGCCAACUUAUCAAAAAGCUAUUUAUUCUUUUUAAUGUGGAAUGUGCUUGCUCCUUUUCUAGAAAUAUCAAAGCCACAUCAAUUCAGAACAUUUAAUUGAUCUUAUUUCAGAGCACAAAAUGUCCAUUAUGUCAUCAUUAUUUCAAUUGCCUUAUCUUUUGUGAUGAAGCUAAUAGCUGAUGUAUUUUCUAAUGUAUUUCAAAGCCUGUUGUCUCAAGAUCACAAACCAGAUCAGAGUAUUUAUAUUUAGUGUUUAAAGACUAGGGCAAAUAUUUUAUGCUAUUAUCAGCCAAACAUUGUCCUACGUUAAUCAGGACGUUUGAGUCUCUGUGAAGCAUAAAUAGCUAACCAGCUACUACACGUGCAAUGCCAUUGCACUGUAAUAACAAAAGCAAAGUCUAAUGCUGCUCUAUUUCACCUGACUUUUAAUUGUAAUGGACAAAAUUUAUCCUGAAUAGUCUGAAUAAUAUUCACAAAUAAAUGCAGUCAAAUGAAAACAGUGUGUUUAAAAGGUUUAUCUUCACAUAACCAAAUAGUUAAGUAGUAUCACUGAGACAGAAAUCCUUUGAAAUACAUAUUAGUAACCACAGCUACUCUUAGCUUCAGUCAUUUUUGUUUUGUUUUAUCUACGUUGCACUAGAGUUUUGUUUUGGGCUUGUCCUGGUGUUUUUGGUUAAAUACAGUGGUGCCAUAUUCACUAAUCCUGCAGGUUGCGGUAUGCCACUAUAAUUGUUCUUUUCGAAGCAGUGAAAAGAACAAUUCUAAAGGUUAAAAUGUCCCUUCAGUGGUGAAAACCUUCGGUAAAAAGCACCAGCUGGUUAUGCUGUAAAGCUGAGUUUUAACGUUUACACAAUUUAUUUCCAGAUAUCCAUGUGGAGUAGAUACAAUGCUAAACUCUUGAUUUCCGUGUUUUCUGAUACUUACUUCUCAGCAUUUUUUCAGACAGAAGUCGGUCACUGAUGGCUUAGUUCCCAUCCGGGGUCCAGAACAGACUGCUUCAGAUCAUCACUGUAUUGUUCUAUACUGUAGAACUGCCUGAUCCACUUGGACAUGCAGCUACCUUUCUCUUUGUAAAAUAUGUAUGUUUGUGUUUAAACCUUAAAGUGUACAUAACUAGGAUGUUAAAAUGCAGAUUUUGUAGAUAUGGAAUCCUGGGCAAUCCUGAGCUGCCAAUGAGCUUGUUUUUGAUUGUUUGAUGUGAAUGUGGACAUUAAGAGACUGUGGAAUAUCAAAUAUGUUCUCAUCAUUCUUAUUCUGACACUGACUUGCUCAAAGUUGAUUUUAACUCUUGUAGUAUUGCUUUUGAAUUCAACAGAAAGCCACUUCAAUACUAUACGAGUAUUGCACAUUACUGAAUUCAGACAUUUACAUCCCAGAUGACGUUUUGCAUCUUGUUAUCGUAAGGAGGGAAUGUUUUUGUUUAAUUCUUUCAUGCUGGAUGUUCUGAUACAUUUCUGAAGUUAUUUUCAAAUAUUUGCUUUCAAAGACAUUAGACAGUGUAAAAAAUAUGUCUCCUUGUCUGCAGAAACUGAGUGUAUAAAAUUAUUAUCUUUUUUUUUAAACUUUUUUUAAUUCAGUGCAGAAAAUAAAA